Lontra canadensis (Northern American river otter) is the source of this 293-nucleotide messenger RNA. It is a transcript of the gene TMSB15B, whose product is annotated as thymosin beta 15B. Gene Ontology annotation, cellular component: cytoplasm. The record is from RefSeq and is a predicted model, not a curated record. The transcript has 3 exons. Bases 93 to 230 code for a protein of 45 amino acids. NCBI's taxonomy places the organism in Eukaryota, Metazoa, Chordata, Mammalia, Carnivora, Mustelidae. Gene Ontology annotation, biological process: regulation of cell migration; actin filament organization. Gene Ontology annotation, molecular function: actin monomer binding.
AAGGUUUAACCUCGUCCAGUGUUUGGAGCGGCGUUGGUCCUGCCGUCGUCAUUUCAACCGUCUUCAAGCCAUCAGCCUUUCUGUUAGUCAAGAUGAGUGAUAAGCCAGAUUUGUCUGAAGUGGAGAAGUUCGACAGAUCAAAACUGAAGAAAACUAAUACUAAAGAAAAAAAUACUCUUCCCUCAAAGGAAACUAUCCAGCAGGAGAAAGAGUGUGUUCAAACUUCGUAAGAUGGGAAUCUCCUCCCAAGUACAGUUUUCAGCAAUGCCUGAGUGUCACGGUUUUGGGCUUGG